Mucor velutinosus is the source of this 309-nucleotide messenger RNA. RefSeq lists its product as uncharacterized. Gene Ontology annotation, biological process: mitochondrial respiratory chain complex I assembly. NCBI's taxonomy places the organism in Eukaryota, Fungi, Mucoromycota, Mucoromycetes, Mucorales, Mucoraceae. The record is from RefSeq and is a predicted model, not a curated record. The coding region runs from base 1 to 309 and encodes 102 amino acids. The transcript is spliced from 3 exons.
AUGGCUUCCGGUUUUGGUUUAGAUGGCGGUCGUGGUCGUUGCUUCCACUUUUGGCAAGAAUUCAACAAAUGUUAUGCCACUGCCGACCUUCCCCAACAAUGUCUUGAUCAACGCGACGAUUAUCUUGAGUGUCUCCAUCAUACCAAAGAGUUUGCCCGUAUCACUCGUAUCAAAACUGAGGAAUUGAAGCAAGCUGAAAAGAGAAAGCAUGAUCUCGAGAAGCAACAUAAGGAUGCAUUGACUGCAGCAAAGUCAAAUCUGCCAAAAUUGAGCAUUAUUGAUGAUAAAGAAUCAGCAAAGGCAGAGUAG